AUGCCAGAUUCAUUCACUAGUCCUGAGAUUGAAAUAUUCACCGGUGUACACGACGUGUAUCCGUUGAUCGACCCCGAGUCUCACUUCGCUCACAAGACGUUCAAAGACAAGGUCGUUCUCAUCACCGGCGGCUCAACCGGCAUCGGCUUCACUACGGCACAGUUCUAUGCUAAGGCUGGAGCAAAGGUUCUCAUCCUCGCGCGUAACGUGGAGAGGCUGGCACAGGCAAAAGCAGCGAUCGAGAAAGAUGUUUAUGGCGCAGAUGUUAUCAUCCAGUCCGGGGACAUUACGGAUCCAGAGGUCAGCAAGCAAGCAGUGACGGCUGUCCUUUCUGCGUGGAAUCGCCUAGACAUCGUUAUCGCGAAUCAGUUUGGUAUCCUUGCGGGCCCGACAAGCAGGCUCGCUGAAAAAGACCCGGUCGCCUGGUGGAGGACUCAAGAAGUCAACGUGAAGGGUACUUUGAAUAUCGCUCACGCCGCUAUCCCCGAACUUCUCAAGUCGAAGGGGCAGAUAAUCGCUACUUCGUCUGCGAUGGCACAUUUCCGCGUCCCAACAAUGAUGGACUAUAGUCUCAGCAAACAUACACUCAACCGCUUUGUGGAGAUUCUUGCUCUAGACUAUCCGGAGAUCACGGCUUACGCUGUGCAUCCCGGAGCCAUCGUCACACCCGGCUCCAGUGCAGCUGCGAACAGCAUGGGGUUGGGUGAUAAUGUCGAACUUCCCGACACGCUCGAGUUACCCGCUGCAACGUUUCUCUGGCUCACCGCACGCAACGCCGAGUUCCUUAGUGGCCGUUAUAUACAGGCUACCUGGGAUCUGGGCGAAGUUCUGGCCCAGAAGGACGAGAUUGUGCGCGACAAUCUUCUGGUCACGAAGUUGGCGGGGCCUGCUAAGCGCGCUUGA
Messenger RNA from Peniophora sp. CBMAI 1063, 903 nucleotides. NCBI's taxonomy places the organism in Eukaryota, Fungi, Basidiomycota, Agaricomycetes, Russulales, Peniophoraceae. The record is from the annotation of a GenBank genome assembly.